ACGUGUAUCUUGUGUCAGACACACACAAGACUCGGUUUCCAUUGUUGUUGUUGUUGUUUUAUUGUUGUUUGUACUCAUUGUUACCUGAAUAGUUUAUGUGUGAAAUAUUUUUGUCCGUCUUUGAUUACAAAUUUAACUGUAUUUAGUUUAUGUGAGCUUCUUAAAAAAGGACUUACAAAGUUUUUUAGGUGUUUUCUUUUUGUUCGGUUUUUAUAGUUUAGAUGCUUAGAAAAUAAGAUUACCGCUUAAAUUAAAAAAAAAAUAAAAAUUCUAGAACAAAAAUAUAAAAACAAAUAUCUCGUACCUUUGAAUCACAUAUCGAAGAAUAUUAGAAGUUUGUUUAAUAAUGAACAAAUACAAAUUAUUUAUACCUACAUACAUAAUACAGAAGCUUAUAGCACACAAACAUAUUUUUCUAUUUGCAACCUCGAACUACGAGUAAAUCUAUAACAAAAUAAAAAAAAAACUAUUGUGAUUCAUCUUCUUCAAGUCCUUAACAAUUCGAAAAGGACUGCAAACUAAACUAAGUGUAGAGUAGGGUACCUACGACGAAAUCGCGUGAAGCAGCUCAUUUAGAACAAACAAUUAAAAUACUGUACAUAUUCGUUAUUAUGUAGACAAAAAAAUAAAAAUUAGUUUCCUUUAUAAUAAAAUCUACAAACUAUUCGGUUGUCGUACGCCUUCAUACGUAUGGACAGUCAUUGUUGUUCGUCGCCGUUGUCGUCGUCGUUGUCGUUGUCGUUGUCGUCGUCAUCGUCGUCACGACAAGUGCAAAUGUUAGUGAUAUAAUACCUAUGUUCAAGUGUAUGCGUGUUUGUGUGUAUAUGUGUGUGAUGUCCUUGUGAUGUACUGUGCUGCCACUCACUCUACCGUCUCUGCUGCUAUACUCGUAGCAUUGCAAUGAUUUUUAAUAAUUAAUAAAAAAUGAAAAGACAGAGGGGCAGAGCAAAAAAGAAUACAAAAUUAUAAAUAAUUUAACAAAACAAAAACAAGCCAAUAAUAACUAUAAUUUCUAUACAAAAUGGAGCACAACCGUUAAAAUAACAAAAAUUGAUUUUAUUUUUUUGUGUUUGGUUCAAAACUACUUUAAAUAAUUAUAUACGAGUAUAUAGUCAAACGUUAUUAGUAAUUUCCUAAAGUGGCUUAAAGUGCGAUAUAAAAUACAUAUAUAUAUAUAUAUUUAUAAAUAAACCGAUAAUCAAAGUGCAUGUAAAUAAAACAACAAAGAAAAACAAACGAAUUAAAAUAAUUAUGCGACCUACUUUUUCGCCUUAACUUAAAAUAAAACUCUUAGCAAAACAUAGAAAUCUAUUGAAAAUAAAAUUCUUUAACCAAAAAAAAAAUACAUCCGUCACAUAGUUAAUAAAAUUAAAAUAAAGAGUAUUUAAAAACCUAAGCAUUUUCUACAAAACGCGUUUUUCAACUAAAAUAAUUUUCGAUAUUUCUACACAACGCUAUAUAAUAAUUAAUAAUAAAAAAAAAUAAUUUUAAAAAUAUACAUAAUUCUAAUAAAAUUACAAAAAUUAAAUUAAAUUUUAUACAAAAAACAAAAACAAACAAAUAUAAAAUAACACAAAACGGUUCAACGUAAAUAUAAAAACUCAGCUUACUGCCUGCUUGGAUGUAUAGUUGGCCUAAAAACCAAAAUGUCCUUGGUUUUGUACAAUAUUGGAGGAAUUGCUAACGGUAGCACGACAACAGUAUCAACACCCACAACUGCAACCGCAUCGACGAUAGCAAUAGCAGCUGCAGGUGUUGUCAAUAAUGACAAUAAUAAUAAUAUGGAUAACACAAGUGAGGAAUCCAAUCCUGUCACUAUUUACAGGUGCCGGGCCCCAAUAGCGUCAUUAGAUUGCAUGGAGGAGUUCAGUGGGCGUUCAAUAAGUUUGGGAUCGAAUUCAGCAUUACCAUUACGUCAUGGUUCAACUCCGACACCGGGUUUGCGGUACAAAAACCUUGGAAAGAGCGGUCUACGUGUCUCAAAUGUGGGUCUGGGCACGUGGCCAGUCUUUUCACCCGGGGUCAGUGAUGAACAGGCCGAAUCAAUACUUAAACUUGCCAUUGAAAGCGGUAUAAAUUUAUUUGAUAUAUCUGAAGCGCAUUCGGAAACGGAAAUUGGUAAAAUACUUCAAAGAACCGGUUGGAAGAGAACAGCAUAUGUGAUUACAACAAAAGUUUACUGGAGUACAAAAUCUGAAGAGCGUGGUCUAUCGAGGAAGCAUAUUAUAGAGUGCGUCAAGGCUAGUUUGCAGAGAUUACAAUUGGCUUAUAUUGACAUCGUGAUUAUCCACAAAGCCGAUGCUAUGUGUCCAAUGGAGGAGGUCGUUCGUGCCAUGACAUACAUCAUACAAGAAGGCUGGGCCAUGUAUUGGGGCACGGCUCGUUGGUCCCAUGUGGAAAUUAUGGAAGCCUAUUCCAAUUGUCGUCAAUUUAAUUGUAUUGCUCCGAUUGUCGAACAAUCCGAGUAUCAUAUGUUCUGUCGUGAAAAAUGUGAACUUUAUUUGCCCGAGAUGUAUAAUAAAAUUGGUGUUGGCCUUAUGGCAUGGGGGCCAUUGUCGAUGGCAUUAAGUGACACGCAAAAUGGUGAGAAAAUUUUGUUCCCAAAGGGAUCGUUUAAAACCAAAAGCCACAGCUAUUCGUGGACUGAGGACGAGGUUAAUCGAAAUGGAAGUUGGAAUAAGGACCGUUUGGAGGAAGGACGCAGACAUUGUGACAGGUUAAGAGAUCUCUCGGCAUUGGCUGAAAAACUUGGAUGUAGUCCUACUCAAUUAUCGAUUGCAUGGUCGCUUAAGCAUGAACCAGUACAGUGUUUGCUAUUGGGGGCGACAUCUGCUGAACAAUUGCAUCAAAGCUUACAGUCGCUACAGUUACUACCAAGAUUAUCGACCAGUGUUAUGCUUGAAUUAGAAAGAAUUCUCGAAAACAAACCGAUUCGGCCGCCAAUGAUAUCUACUUUGGCGCUUCGGUGACAAUCAGCCUGCCCUCAGGGGCCACCUAGUAUAAGUGGCGCCUGUGGGGCAGAGUCACCAAAAGAUGAAGAAUUCUGCGAGGAAGCCGAUCCGAAAGAUGCAUCAAAGCAGGGUUUCUGCACUAUUCAGUGACGAAAGGAGUCUUUAGAUAACGAUAAUAAAUUUUUGAAACCGAUAAGUAGCAAAACUAGCUUAAGUAGUACAACAAUAAUAACAACCGUUAGUAACAAGCCAGAUCGAAUAAUUCUACAACAACAACAACAACAGACGCAGCAGCAGCAGCAACAACAACAACAACGUUCUUCACUUUUUAAAGGUUCUUCUUCAAAUUCAAAUAGCAAUUUAUUAAAUUUAACUAUUGAGAAUCGCUUAGAUAGUUUACCAAUUCAAAUAGAUUCCUUAAACAAUAACAAUUCUUAUAACCAAAGCAAUCAGGCAAAUGGGGGCAAUAAUAAUGAAUAUUUAGCAACAGCAGCAGCAAGUCAUUAUCAUACAGUUAAAGAUACAACAAUCAAUAUUAGCCACACUCAAGGUUACGAUGAACGAUCCAAUAUGACCAAGGCCAAGAAGUCCUUGCUUAAUUUCAGAUCAUUUGACUUUCACAUCAAGUCCCUGUAUUCAGGCUUGCGCCACAAUAAAAAUCCCUCUGAAUCGACUCAUCAUCACCAACAUCAAACCUCAGAAUCGUCGAAUUGUCCAGCUAUUAAUGGGCAUAGUGUUGUCGCUGCCGCCGUAGCGGCUCACAAUCGAACACCUCCAUAUCUUCGUGUUGAAGCUGUGGACAUUGAGGAAUCGGAAAAUUUGCUCCUGGACUAUCCUCAGUCACCGUACUCCUCGAGACGUAAUAGUGACGAUAAUCGAUCGAGUGCAAACUUAUUGCAAAUAAACCAAUUCGAUAUGUCCAUUUCGCCAGGCAGUUCACCAUAUUUCCUGUCACCGAUACCUAUUUCGGGAAACAUAAGACGUUCGUCUACCUCGGAUAUUAUGUGCAAGAGAAGCAGUGCCGGAAGUAGUGCUAGCUCGAGCCGUCGUCCUAGUACAUCGGAUCUGCUGAGGAAAGCUCGAGAACGCAAAGGUAGCGAAUCUAGUAAUCGUAUUGGAAGAAGUGUUUCUCACGGUGGACUACCCCGGGGUGGCGGUGGAGGUGGUAGCCGUGGUGGAGGUCGUCGCACAAGUAUUGCUUGCUAAAUUGACAACUAUUCAAUAUUCUUCUUAUUCUUGUCGUUUAAAUCAAUCCCAAGCUACCUCUAUAAUAGCUCAAUAUUUCGCAGUGCUACUUUCGCAAAAUAUAGUUUUCUUAAGAAUUUCCUAAAAUAAAGCUUUAUCAUUCAUUACCUUAGAAAUGAUUACACUUUCGUAAGGAAACAAAUUGAUAGACCCAGCAGAUAGAAACCCCCACUUGGGGAUUUCCCAUCUGAUCAUGUAAACCAGACGAACACACGUAAAGGAUCUCUUAAGCGAUGGUCAAAGGAACUUUGAAGUUAGAAUAGUCAACUUUCCUCGUGGAGAGUUUAUUAUUCUUCUUUCCUAGAAGUCUAAUUUUUCCUUCCUUAUAUUGGGUUGCUGUUCAAAUAUUGAUUAAGAGUCUCAGAGCUCAUUAGUUUUUUAGUUUCAAAAAUUAUUCGAAUCUUCUAAUUAGAAAUUAGAUAUAAGAUUUGCUGCUUGCUUGGAUAAUGGUAAAACAUAAAUAUUUGUAGAAAAAUGGCUAAGAGAAUCGAAAACAAAAAACAAAACUCUUUAGAAGACAAAUAAUAUUUUUUUAUAAAAAAUAAACAAAAAUUGUAAAAAAAAAACUUAAAGCAAAUAUUAUUUACUCAAAACAUAUAUUUAAAUAAAAUAAAAAAUAAUAAUAUUAAUACAUAGAAGUCGAAAUCAAAUUUCAUAAAAACAAAUAAUUAUAGAAAAAGACAUGAAUUAAAAAAUACAAAUAAAUAAAUAAAUAUUAAAUCAAGCAGAUACAAAAUAUUUGAAAUCGUAAUUGCCUUUUGAAUAAAAUAAUUUAAAAAACAAAACAAACAUAAUUAUUACUAUAAUAAUAAAUAUAAAAUUAUUAAAACAAAAAUAACAACAAAUUCAUUGUAAAGAAGCUUUUUUCUCAUUUUCAAUAUUCUAGCUAUAGUAUUUUAAUUUAAAUAUAUUCAAAAAAAAAAUAUCUUUCAAAAAUAUUUUAAAUAUAAUAAAACUUAGUAAAAUUUAAAAAAAAAAAAAAACCAUACAUAAAAAAACAAACACAAAAUAUUCUCGUUUCAUAAACAAACAAAAUAAAAACUAAUUAAAUGAUUCAACAAAUCUCUCUCACAUACGGACUGUGAUUUAAUAUUAAUUAUAAAUUGUGAAAUAAUAAAAAUAAAUCUGAAAUAAAAGAUUAUAUCAAUAUGUCAACAAGGAAUGAGUAAUAAUACAAAAAGAAUUUAAUAAAAAUAUAUCAAAACUUUGUAGAAGUGGAGUUGAUUAUGUGUUGAUGAGUUGUGGUUUGUUGACAAACAAAUAAAAAUAAAUACAUACAUGUAUAAAAACUGCAUACAAUUUUGAAUUAACUUAAUUCUUAUACUAAUUUUAAUGAAAAUAAAACAGAAACUAAUACCAGUAAUAUUUUUAUAUUUUAAAAUUAAUGAAUUACAAUGCAAUUGCUUAAAUUCAAUUCAUAUUUUUAUCGUAAAAAGGUUCCUAACUCCUUAAUAAAUUCUAUAUCAAUAUAUAUUUUUAUUCGUACUUUGUUAUCUUAAAAUUUUAAUUUUGGCAAGACUUUUGUUAAAAAACAUUUUGUUUACUUUUUCUUUGAAUUCAACAUACUAAACAGAACUUUUAUUUUCAAAUAGUUUGACUUAAAAAUGUUUAAAAACUUAAAUUAGCUAAGCCGCAAAUUUUUCUUGUUGUUUUUCUUAUGCAUGGAUCCAGGGUUUCAGCUCGUAUAAAGCUCUGUUCAAAAUAUGCAAUAUCAAUGAACAGGACAUCGCAAAUGUUCAAUAUUAUAAUUUUCCAAUAUUUACGUAGAAGAAGGUACUUUCAUUUUAGUUCUAGCUAACCUUUACGAAUUUUUACUAAAAUGUGAACGAUUUAAAACCUUUUUAAACCAAAUUUUAAGGUAAGGCCAUUUUUACAUUAAGCAGCCUCUAAAAGCUUAUAAACAAGAUUAUUACAUAAAGAUAUCAAAUAAGAGGUUAAAUUUUGAUAUUUCUCAAAAAAAUAUCAAUGGAUGUUUAUUCCACUGGAAAGUUGGAGUAUGGCAUUAAAACCGAAAAACGACUACGUUUGCAGUCUAUCUAUGAUCAAUUCAGAAUUAGGGGCUAUAGGUCCUCGAUAACAAUAGGAAUUCCUUUUUUAAGUCCUUGAAUUGAUUUUGGAGCAAUGGCAGAGGCAUUAUCCUUCAUGUUAUUUUUAAGAUGUAAAAUCACGACAUUUUGGUAUAUUUCAGUAUGUUGUUGAAGCGUGUAUCAUUCUAUUUUUAUUAAAAGUCGGUGACCGCUUUAAGACUUUAAGAGCGUUAAGUUCACUCCAAUUUUCAGUCGUAAUUCUCAAGAAUUGGACUUCGCUCAGACCACAUUAUUGCGUAUUUUGCGUAAGGUUUUUUCCAGUAAAAUAUCAAGAUUAAUCAAGAAUUGAAGCGACAAACUGCGUUAUUUUUCCGAUUGGGCCAGUUGUCAUGUCCUUUGACAAAAAAAUAACAGAAACCUUGAUAACCCGAAAUUAAUUUUGAUUCUGGUUAACGUCUCUGUUUUCUAUUUUAUUAGCUACUAGCAGACCCGACAGACUUCGUCCUGUCAUAAAGUUUUGUAAUUUGGCAGUUUCUUGUUCCUACGUAUUUUAUAGUCGUGGAUAAAAUUUCUCCUGAACAGAACCGUCACAUUAGUCGGAAUCAUUGGGAUAAGCGAUAUGAGAACAUCUUCUCCUUUAUACUUGUUGUUUGUUUAGUAAUUUUUGUAUCGCUAACCGCGUAUCGUUGCAAACUCGCUUGGUUGGUUGAUAUUUCGCAACAUUUAACUAUUGAUCCAACCUUUAAUUGAAGAUU
Messenger RNA from Eupeodes corollae, 6978 nucleotides. It is a transcript of the gene Hk, whose product is annotated as voltage-gated potassium channel subunit beta-2. Gene Ontology annotation, biological process: potassium ion transport; regulation of potassium ion transmembrane transport. Bases 1647 to 2969 code for a protein of 440 amino acids. Gene Ontology annotation, cellular component: voltage-gated potassium channel complex; cytoplasm. NCBI's taxonomy places the organism in Eukaryota, Metazoa, Arthropoda, Insecta, Diptera, Syrphidae. The record is from RefSeq and is a predicted model, not a curated record. The transcript has 8 exons. Gene Ontology annotation, molecular function: potassium channel regulator activity; transmembrane transporter binding; voltage-gated potassium channel activity.